AAUCAGGUGUGGCAUUGCAUGAGUAACUGCUGGGGAGGGAGCGAGCAGCUGCCAGAGUUCAGACAUCGGCUAAUAAGGAGGAAUGUCUGAGAAUGUGCCUUAUACCAUUGUUAAAUCUCUUGUGAGGCCUCCACAGCUUCCAUCUGGGCCCACUUCCCAGGUUUUCAAGCAGGAAAUCAGUUUGCUGAUAAUCCCAUGUUAGGGAAGCCAGGAUCUGCUCUGAGGGGCUGUGUAGCAAUGUGCAUUUAAAGCAAUUCCAUGCCCAGCAGCUGCCCCAGGCUGUCCCUCCCAUAUCCUCUGCAGACUCCCAGCUGGGCAUCUGGAAUGCACACAGCAGCUCCAGCUUUCUUGGCACGGACAUAAAACACAUUUAGUCUCGGCUUGAUCCAUCGAUUUUGGGUUUUGCCUAGUGAAAAGGGAGACUUGUCAAUGUUUUGGCAGAUCUUACUGGCGGCAACUGUAACAGCCCCCUUGGGCAGCACCUCAAGCCCUCCGAGUGUGAGCCCUGAGCUGAGCCAGGUAUGGGGCCCCGGGCUCAAGGCACAGUUAGUGCUGCCAGCACGUUACUUCUUCAUCCAGGCUGUGGAUACACAGGGGAAUAAUUAUACGUUUUCAGUGCCGACGAAUGUGUUUCAAGUAAAGAUCACUGCACCUGGAGAGCAAUAUACAAGAGUGGGAGUCCAACUCCUUGACAGAAAAGAUGGUUCAUUCAUUGUCAGGUACAGACUGUAUGCCAGCUACUACGACCUGCGGAUAGAAAUUACAGCACAUGGCAAACAUGUUGCAAAAUCUCCUUAUAUUCUAAAAGGUCCAAUUUAUAGUGAGGACUGUUUCUGUCCUGAACCAAACAGUGACAUCUGGCUAGCGCAUAUGUCAUGUAAUGAGUCUAUUCCACAAAUUCAGAGGGAUUUGAAACACUUCCCAACUGUUGAUCCAGACAGGAUUACUGUAGAGAUACCAGAAAGAUUUGGUGAGCGCCAGAGUUUGUGUCAUUACACUAUCAAGAACAACAAGAUCUACAUUAAAACUUAUGGUGAGCAUGUCGGCUUCAGGAUUUUCAUGGAUUCCCUUCUUCUUUCACUAACCAGUAAAGUAAAGGUUCCGGAUGUUGAAUUUUUUGUCAACUUGGGUGACUGGCCCCUGGAAAAGAAGAAAUCUGGAGACAUUCACCCUAUCUUUUCCUGGUGUGGAUCCUCUGAUUCUAUGGACAUUGUAAUGCCUACAUAUGACUUAACAGAUUCCAUUUUGGAAACAAUGGGACGAGUGAGCCUAGACAUGUUGUCUGUCCAAGCAAAUAGUGGCCCUAAGUGGGAAGAAAAGAACAGUACUGCCUUUUGGAGAGGGCGUGAUAGCUGCAAAGAGAGACUUGAGCUUGUGAAGCUGAGCAGAAAGCAUCCAGAAAUGAUUGAUGCGGCCUUCACCCAUUUCUUCUUCUUUAAACACGAUGAAAGCCUUUAUGGUCCUAUUGUGCAGCCCAUUCCAUUUUUUGACUUCUUCAAGUACAAAUAUCAGAUACUAAUUGAUGGUACAGUAGCAGCUUACAGAAUGCCAUAUCUCCUUGCUGGAAACAGUGUGAUCCUCAAGCAAGAUUCACUAUACUAUGAACACUUUUACAAUGAACUCCAACCCUGGAAGCACUAUGUGCCUUUCAAAAGAGACCUCAGUGAUUUGCUUGAGAAAAUUCAGUGGGUGAAAGAUCAUGAUGCAAAGGCAAAAAGGAUUGCUGAAGCUGGAAGGGAGUUUGCAAGAAAUAAUCUCAUGGGGGAUCAUAUAUUCUGCUACUACUUCAAGCUUUUCCAAGCUUAUGCAAAUUUGCAAAUAAAUGAACCAAAAAUAAGAGAAGGCAUGAAAAUUGUGGAGUUUUCUUCAAAUGACUUAUUUCCAUGUGAAUGUAAAAGAAUUAUGGGGAAGGAUGAGUUAUGACCCAGAACUAUUUAAUGAAUCAUGAGGAUCCACCUCACAGAUGUCAAUUUGAAUAACUGAGGACUGAAAUUUAAAGAUAAUGAUACAAAAACCCAUUUCAUGAUUUUAAAACAAUAGUUCUUCUAAAAAUACAAUUCUUUUACAUGGUAUUGACAAGGAUUUUUAUGUUUCAUAAGGACGUUAGAGUAACAUACUAUAUCAUUGCUAAAAAAUAUCUGCUAAUAAGACCAAUGGUAUAUCAAUUCCAAAAGGCUUUCAAGAUGUGUCAGAAUGUGUCUGUUUCACUGGCUUUUAGUACAUAUAGUAAAUGUGGCUUACAAAAUGCACAGAAAAUACAAGCACUUUACAGUAGGGAUUUAAAAUUAAAAUAAAAUGAAAUAGCUGAAAGGAUGCUUCAGAGAAAGUCAGAAAAGGUACAAAAUACUAGACAUUUAAACUGGCCAUAGACGUAAAGAUUAUAGCCUGUGUCUGAUGAAACAAUCGUCUGUGCUAAUCUUCUGACCUGCAAAUAACCAUUCAGAUUAAUAUAAAGUAGUAAAGAGAACAAAUCACACAAUGCUCAGGCCAUUAAUUGACAGACAGCAAUCUUUCGAAAGUUAUGUCCAACAAACAUUAGUGACAAUCUCCCAUUGAUGCCGACAGAUAGUCAAUGCAUGCAGAGAUUUUAUCGUUAGCCAAUAUACAUUUCUUAACCUGUCCGAUCGACUGAACAGCUGAUCGCCAUGGUACGAAAAAUGUCGGGACACUCUACACACUGUCCAAAAAUCGUAUGAGCAGUUGUUUCGUACGAUGGAAUCUUUGCAUCUAUGGCCAGUUUUGGGAUGAUGCAGCUUUAUUUCAAUUGGACUAAACCAGAUGAGGUGAAACAUUAUAGUAUUUACUAUUCUCAGGAAAGUGGGAAGUUGUGAUCAUGGAGUAUAAUUGUAUGCCCAUAAAUUGGAUGAAAUUUCAAGUGCACUUAGAUGAAAUGCACAAAGGGAGCCCUGCACAUAGCACCCAGUCAAUGGCAUAUAUAAAGAAAGCAAAGACCUCAUUUGUUGCUACUGUUAGCCGCACCUGUGCAGUUUUGCGCCUAUGUUUGUUAUUAAGCAAUCAGGUAUAUUCCCUUCCCCAUCAGUAUUAGGAAUUUUUGAGUGGAUUUACACUUUGACAAAUGAAGAUAAAGCACAUUGAUUAAAGAAAACACAUCUGCUUACUUUAUUUAGGAUUAGAGCAUAUGGCGGGGGGCGGGGGUUGACUAAAUCACUGCCGGCUAUUAAAUGUCUUUAUUUUAAUGAAAAGAUGCUUGCAACUGUAAAUAUCACUUUCUUUUAUGACAAGAACUGAAUGUAUAGUCUAUUUUUUAAGUACUGCACAUAAUUUUACAAAAUAAAAACUAUCCAAUCUU
Molecule: messenger RNA, 3310 nt
Organism: Xenopus laevis (African clawed frog)
Lineage: Eukaryota; Metazoa; Chordata; Amphibia; Anura; Pipidae
Gene: poglut2.L
Product: protein O-glucosyltransferase 2 L homeolog
Exons: 10
Coding region: 430-1923 (497 amino acids)
Cellular component (GO): endomembrane system
Molecular function (GO): glucosyltransferase activity
Source: RefSeq, a predicted model, not a curated record